Molecule: messenger RNA, 411 nt
Organism: Trichomonas vaginalis G3
Lineage: Eukaryota; Parabasalia; Trichomonadida; Trichomonadidae
Product: P-loop containing nucleoside triphosphate hydrolases family
Exons: 1
Molecular function (GO): ATP binding; hydrolase activity; DNA binding
Source: RefSeq, a predicted model, not a curated record
AUGUUAGAAAAAAAGUUUGCUGACAUUGACAAGAAAUUUGAGAAUGUUUUAAACAAGAACAAGAGGAAGUUAGAAAAUGCUCAGAUAAAGCCUAUACAUGACAAGUUCUUAUUUGCUCAGAAUGGUAUAACAGGUCUAAUCGCACCACCUGGGUCGGGCAAGACUUUCACUUAUCUUAAAAUGGCUGCACAACAACAAGAACUAGAUGAGAAGAACCCAUUCUAUGAGUUAGUUGUCAUUUGUAGUACUUCUGGUCAAUUUGACCAAACCGUCAAUUCGUUCAAAGAUAUUAUAAAGAAGUCUAAGUUAGUAUGUAUAAAAGACUCUGAGUUGUUAGAUUGGAUAAAGAAGUACCAAAGAAGAGUUUUGAAGUACAAUGCUAUAAAUGAGUAUGUCAAUUCUAAGUUUAAA